CAAUUCAUCUAACUAAAUUCCUCUAUCAUCAACAAUGGCCACUUCAACCAACGUUUUGAGUUCCUUCAUUAACCCUACUGCUAUCGCCACCACCCCAAAAUCGUUUCUAACACCCCCAUCUUCUUUCACACCUUUCACUUCAUCAAACUCAUCUCUCACAAAGAGCCUCAAGAUGAACGUAGUUCCUAAGAAAUCCUUUACUUGCAAAAGUCAAGUUAGCGAGAACGUCAACACUAAAAAUGCUCAAGAAUUGUUCGUGUAUGAACUCAGUGAGAGAGACCGUGGAAGCCCUGCUUAUUUGAGAUUAAGCAACAAGAGUGUUAACACUCUUGGUGAUUUAGUUCCUUUCAGCAACAAAUUGUAUACCGGUGACCUUCAAAAAUGUAUUGGAAUAACAACUGGAAUAUGCAUAUUGAUUCAAUACAAUGAAGAAAGGAAAGGUGAUAGGUAUGAAGCAAUAUACAGACUUCACUUUGGAAACUAUGGUCACUUAGCAGUUCAAGGACCAUACCUUACUUAUGAAGACAUAAUUCACUGA
Lathyrus oleraceus (garden pea) is the source of this 538-nucleotide messenger RNA. Its product is annotated as allene oxide cyclase, chloroplastic. The record is from RefSeq and is a predicted model, not a curated record. The transcript is spliced from 3 exons. Gene Ontology annotation, biological process: jasmonic acid biosynthetic process. Gene Ontology annotation, molecular function: allene-oxide cyclase activity. Bases 35 to 538 code for a protein of 167 amino acids. NCBI's taxonomy places the organism in Eukaryota, Viridiplantae, Streptophyta, Magnoliopsida, Fabales, Fabaceae.